This is a messenger RNA of Pygocentrus nattereri (red-bellied piranha), 1023 nucleotides long. RefSeq names its product cerebellin 11 (gene cbln11). The record is from RefSeq and is a predicted model, not a curated record. The transcript is spliced from 3 exons. The coding region runs from base 58 to 684 and encodes 208 amino acids. Lineage: Eukaryota; Metazoa; Chordata; Actinopteri; Characiformes; Serrasalmidae. Gene Ontology annotation, molecular function: protein binding.
CUGUGCGACCACUGGCUUCUAGUUGCUGUGAGGGAAGCGACGACUAUAUCGGUAAUAAUGCAGCUGAUUCAGAUCUUCCUGUUCACACUGCUGUGUGUUUGCGAAGGUGAGGACGUGGAUUUCAUGAAGCCAACAAUGAAUGUCUACACUGAGAUCCUGAAGCUCCAGGCUGUGGUUGAAGGACUGACCGAACAGCUCAAUGCUGUGAAGAGUGAGCUGACCGAGCAGAAGAGUUUGGUGCACAAUCUGAAGCAGCAGAUCGUUGAGAGUCCUAAAGUGGCCUUCACAGCUUCCAUGACCUCCACAGUGAACUCACACCGGGGGCCAUUCUCCUCUGAGACGAACCUGAUAUUUGAUAAAGUUCUCACCAACAUUGGAGACGCAUACAGCGGAACAACAGGUAUCUUCACAGCUCCUGUUAACGGAGUGUACUACUUCAGGUACUCCGGAAAUGCUUUUACCUCCCACGACAUGGGUCUGAGCAUCUUUAAAGGCAGUUCCCGAUUUGUAUCGUCAUAUGAGUACAAUUCAGGGGAGCAAAACGAUAAUGCGUCCAACGGAGCGGUCAUGCAACUGGAAGCUGGAGAACAGGUGCACAUGCGGCUCUGGAUUCGCUCCUGGGUCUUUGUGGAUUACCGUUACAACUAUUCCACCUUCACUGGGUUUCUGCUUUAUACCAUUUAACGACAGCGUGAACAGCGUGUUUCUGUCUUACCCUUUUCUGUUUGUGGUCUGUUUGUGGCUUUCAUGUGCUUGUAAUUCAUGUUUACCCGACCAUCUUCCAAACUCUCUUAGUCCCUUAGUAUUAAACAGCCUGUUUUUACUGUGUCUUUAAGACUGAUGCAUGCAAAUGAGCUCUGUUCUGGUUGGCUGCCUUGUGUUGUCGCUCAUUUGGGAAGCAGAACACACUGAACUAUUGGACCUGUUGUCAGAUCACGAGGUGAAUGUAUGUGACAUCAUGGCAGAUCCAGUUUUGUGACAUCACAAAAAACAAUACAUUCUAAAUUUAUGGCUUCAAUACCA